UGUGAACUAUAUGCCCUCAAUCUUUGGCCCCUUCCUGUUGUUAUCUGGGCCACAAAAUAGAAAGACAAAGAUGGAUAUUGCUUUGAGUAGAGGCUCCCAAAUUCUGGCAUUCAAUGCAUCUUCUUCCGUUUCUGCAAAGAGUUCACGAAGAAGUUCAUUAGAUAUUACUGAUACAAGCUGGCCUGCAAAAGGAGUAGGACCUUCUCUCAGUCACCUCCAAACUGUAGUAGUUCAAGCUGAGAAGCGCCCCACGUGGCUCCCGGGGCUUGAACCUCCACCUUAUCUUGAUGGAACACUUGCUGGAGAUUUUGGGUUUGAUCCAUUGGGGCUUGGGGAGGACCCCGAAAGCUUGAAGUGGUAUGUACAGGCAGAACUGGUUCAUUCUCGCUUUGCUAUGGCUGGAGUUGCCGGAAUUCUUGUAACUGAUCUGCUUCGUGUAACAGGAAUAAGCAACUUGCCAGUUUGGUAUGAAGCUGGUGCGACAAAAUUUGAUUUUGCUAGUACCAGAACACUGUUGAUCGUUCAGCUAAUACUAAUGGGGUUCGUUGAAACAAAGAGAUAUAUGGAUUUCAAAAACCCUGGAUCUCAAGCCAAGGAGGGAACUUUCUUUGGGUUAGAAACUGCACUUGAAGGCCUUGAACCAGGGUACCCAGGUGGCCCUUUGUUGAAUCCUCUUGGCAUUGCUAAGGACAUAACGAAUGCUCAUGACUGGAAGCUCAAAGAGAUAAAAAAUGGAAGGCUAGCUAUGGUGGCAAUGCUAGGAUUUUUUGUUCAAGCUUGCGUGACUCAUGCUGGCCCUAUCGAUAAUCUCGUGGAACAUCUUUCAGAUCCAUGGCAUAAAACCAUUAUUCAAACACUUGCUGGUUCUGGUUCUUGAUUUCAGUCAAAUGUAAAGCUCACUGUGUGUCUGUGUACUCCCCCUCCCUCCCCCCCCCCCCCCCCCUUUUUUUGUUCAAUCUUUUCGGUUUGGAAUCGAAAUGUGGGCUAUCAUUUAGCGCCACAUAAUGAAGCUGAUUUUCUUUUGAUUUGA
Messenger RNA from Coffea eugenioides, 1030 nucleotides. RefSeq names its product photosystem I chlorophyll a/b-binding protein 5, chloroplastic. The record is from RefSeq and is a predicted model, not a curated record. The coding region runs from base 11 to 877 and encodes 288 amino acids. Gene Ontology annotation, biological process: response to light stimulus; photosynthesis, light harvesting in photosystem I. Lineage: Eukaryota; Viridiplantae; Streptophyta; Magnoliopsida; Gentianales; Rubiaceae. The transcript is spliced from 6 exons. Gene Ontology annotation, cellular component: membrane.